GUCUCGCGGUGUGCUUUUGGCGUUCGCCCCUUUUGCAGAAAGAAAUUGAUUUCUACACAUUCGGCAAACAAGAUCUCAAGAAAAUCUCAAAUUAUGUUCAGGAUUGUGAUUCUAUUAUAUUCAAUUCCUCGACUAAGAUUGAUACCAUAAUAUCCACGUAUGGCAUGAUAAAAAUAUUCUACGGACAGAGGAGAAAUCGUUUCUGAUUAUAAACAUUAUAAACGCUUUGAAAAGACAUUGCUUUUAGUUCUACAUAUACUAAAAACGAUGACACAUCAAUCUGAGCAUUGCAAAUUUUCUAAUUGCUAAAUUUUAAUUAUCAUCUUCGAUUUCAUCAAGUAUCAACACAAGGUUUGUAGAUAAAUAAAGUGAAGAUAAAGGCGUUGUUUUGCUGCACUAUUAAAUCAAGAGGAUAAACCGAGAAACUGAUCUGACUGUGAGUUGAAACUUAUUGGACCUUUUCCACGCAUGAAUCGCAGAGAAUCGAUAACAAAUUGGAUCAAUCAAUCGACAUUACGCCUGUUCAUCGGAUUAUAAAUAAAUUUUUGGUUCUAAAGAUCAUGUACAGAUUCAAGGUGUCUGCACCGGGCACGGUGCUUUUAUGUGGAGAUUGUAACAAAAGUUGUGUAGCAGCCAGCUUAGACAUGCGUACCGUACUUACAUUCUCUUCAUUUCCUACAGAAGUAGUUCGAAGAGAUUUUAUCGAAAUAAAAUUUUCCAGUAUCCGAUUACACAUGAAGAUACCUUUACGCAUAUUUCUCUUACACUUUCAUAAAAAAAAUUACGAUCAGAUAUAUAAUCGUGAACAGUUGUUUGAAUCAGUAAAAAACUUUAUUAAAUUCUUGACUGGCUUUCCCGGCAAUUACGAUCCCGACAAUCGCGCACAUCAGUUAAGCUUACAAGCUUUCUUUUUUCUUCUCGUUACUAUUAGCUAUAAAAAAGACUUCAUUAUAAAAUCAUCUUUCAUUGUGGAACUUUCAUCGAAAUUGCCGAUUGGUGAAGGUCUGGGCAGUUCGGCUUCGUUUGUAGUAUGUUUAGCAGCAUGUUUUUGGCGUUGGUAUCUCCUGCAACAAGGAACGGUUCGCUACAUAUUUAAUACUAUAGAUCUUGCACAUAUCAAGGAAAGUGCCCUCUUUUGUGAGUAUAUUGUAUACACUUCCUCCAGUUUAAUCAACAUCUCAAUAUCUACAAAUGGCGUGGUAACAGAAUUUAAUGAGGAAAUGUCCAAGAAUUCUUUUGAUGUGCCGAGCAUGAAGAUCCUGCUGGUCUUUUCGAAUGUUAGCAAGAAAAUCGAGAAAAGUAUAAAAAUAAUCGUGGAAGAGAAUUUAUCUUUUUACGUUGAUCUUAUUUUAAAUAGGAUCGAAACUAUAUCGCAAAAGUUUAUUCAAAUCCUUCAGAAGAUUAAUGAAGAAACGGUUUCUUUAAAACAGCAGGAGAUAGUUGAAACCAACUCAGUUCGUCUCAUAAAUUAUUAUAAAGAUUUAGUUGAUCUCAUUCAAAUGAAUCAAGGACUACUAAAAGCAUUAGGCACAUCACAUCCAAACAUAGACGCUAUUUGCUCAAUUGCGCGAGAUUCUUCGCUUGGAGCAAAAAUCACCGCCAGCUGCGAAGGUGGAUACGUAUUUAUUUUGCUGCUACCAAGCGACUCAGAUGAAUUGGAUGAAUACAUCCAAGAUCUGAUCAAGAUAUUUGAGUCGCAUAAUUAUUCUACUAAGAUAGCCAGUUUGAAUUGUAGCGGAGUAAGAGUUGAAUAA
This is a messenger RNA of Trachymyrmex septentrionalis, 1754 nucleotides long. Its product is annotated as mevalonate kinase-like. Gene Ontology annotation, biological process: isoprenoid biosynthetic process; cholesterol biosynthetic process. The transcript is spliced from 5 exons. The coding region runs from base 561 to 1754 and encodes 397 amino acids. Gene Ontology annotation, molecular function: mevalonate kinase activity; ATP binding. Gene Ontology annotation, cellular component: cytoplasm. NCBI's taxonomy places the organism in Eukaryota, Metazoa, Arthropoda, Insecta, Hymenoptera, Formicidae. The record is from RefSeq and is a predicted model, not a curated record.